ACUUCGAAUGGUUGCCUCUUCCCUCCACCGGUUCUUUGCCAACACCGCAUUGCAACGCCUUAAUGGCACAUUUGCGCGAGUAUUUGCACGCUGCAGUACCACCUCCGUCGACACAUGACGAAGUAGCGGUUGUUGAUCUUCGUAACUAUCUAGCGAAGAUCGACCGCGAGUAUGCAACACAAUGGUACAUCGAUAUCGACGCGCCGCUCCUCUACAUCCGCAUUCAGAUCGGAAAGGCGACCUGCAGUGCCUUGAUCAAUUGUGGAGUGACUCGCAACUACAUCAGCCAAGACUUCAUGGCACGCGUCGGGCUUGGCCCGCGCGGUCGAAGGAAAAGUCAGCCGACGCACGUCAUGUUGGCCGAUGGUCACACGCAACAGUCAAUCGACCGAUGCGUUGACUUGGUGCCCGUGUACAUUGCCCCGCUAGCAUGCGAGGCCGUGUCAUUCGACAUAUUGGACAUUAAGUUCGAUAUGAUCUUAGGCAUGUCGUGGUUGCAAAGCGAAAACCAUCCGGUGAACUUCUAUCGACGCACCGUUCACCCCAAGACGGAUACGUCAGACCCACGCAUCAUUGAGCUGUUGGACAACUAUGAGGAUGUCUUCCAAGCUCCCGCCGGAGUAGUACCGGAUCGGCCCAUAUGCCACGGGAUCACUCUCGAGGACGGUGCCGUACCUCCACGCGGAUGUAUCUACUGCAUGAGCGAAGAGGAGCUUCAAGUGCUUCGGGCACAACUAGACGACCUCUUGGCCAAGGGCUGGAUUCGCCCUAGCUGUUCGCCAUACGGUGCCCCCGUUCUCUUCGUCCAGAAGAAGAACAAGGACCUUCGUUUGUGCAUCGACUAUCGGAAACUUAACGCGCAAACGAUCAAGAACGCCGGCCCUCUCCCUCGGAUCGAUGAUCUUCUCGAGCGACUAGGCGGCGCCAAGUACUUCUCGAAGCUCGACCUCAAGUCCGAAUAUCACCAGAUCGAGAUCCAGCCAAGAGAUCGGUACAAAACCGCAUUCAAGACGCGGUAUGGGCACUUUGAGUGGAUCGUCAUGCCUUUCGGUCUCACCAAUGCCUCGGCUACUUUCCGAGCGGCUACGACGACGGAAUUCCGCGACUUGCUCGACCGCACCGUACUCAUUUACCUUGAUGAUAUCUUGGUUUAUAGUCGGACGCUGGACCAGCACCUCGAGCACCUUCACGCCGUGUUGGAGCGGCUCCGUAUCGCCAAGUACAAGGCAAAUUGCGACAAGUGCGAGUUUGCCCAGCAAGAGUUGGAGUACUUAGGCCAUUAUGUUAUGCUGCAAGGCAUUUGUCCACUCCCGGACAAAGUACAAGCCAUUCAAGAUUGGCCGGACCUCAAGUUGACUACGAAUGCUUCCGGCUACGACAUUGACACGGUUUUGGAACAGCAUGACAACACAGACUGGCAUCCGGUUGAGUACUUCAGCCAAAAGGUGCCACCCAUCAACACUCUUCAUGAUGCGAGGAAGAAAGAACUGCUAGCUUUUGUCACCGUACUUAAGCGUUGGCGUCACUUUCUCCUCGGGCGUCGGCGAUUCACGUGGGCAACAGACAACAAUCCGUUGACUUAUUGCAAGACGCAAGACAUGGUGAGCAGCACGAUCGGUCGAUUGAUGUACUUCAUUGACCAGUUCAACUUCACCUCCAAGCACAUUUUGGGCUCCUCGAACAAGGCAGUGGAUGCUCUCUCACGAAGACCAGAUCUUUGCGCCUUGGUGCACUCCACAUUCGGCCUCGACGAGAACCUGCAACAGCAUUUCGUAAACGGCUACAAGUCGGAUCCGGGAUUCUCCACACUCUAUGCGGACUUAUCAUCGGAUCACCUGCCAACAAGCAAUUAUCGCAUUGUCGACAGCUACUUGCUUCUCCAUACACGAGGCAAGGACUUGUUGUGUGUUCCCCAAGACCACAUCUUGCGCACUCGCCUCCUUGGCGAAUACCACAAUUCGCGGUUGGCGGUACACCUUGGCGUCGCACGCGCACUCGCACGACUCUUCCAGCGAUUUCACUGGUCGGACAUCAUCGGCGACGUCAACCGGUACAUUCAGUCAUGUGCAGUUUGCCACUGGAACAAAGGGCGCUAUCAGCUCCCGUACGGCGAACUGAAACCAUUACCGAUUCCUCGGGAACCAGGUCUUUCCAUUGCUAUGGAUGUGACCGGUCCUUUCCCUCGCGAUCGCCUUGGCCAUGAUGGUAUUCUCACGGUUGUUGACCGUUUGAGCAAGUACGCUCGAUUUCUUCCGUCCAAGUAUCAUGCGACAGCUCCCGAGCUCGCACGACUUUUGCAUACUGGCUGGUUUUGCAGCCACGGCGUUCCGGAAGACGUCGUCAGCGACCGCGACACUCGUUUCAUGUCAGGCUUUUGGACGACACUCAUGGUGGAAUCCGGCACCAGCAUGAAACCGAGUUCCGCAUAGCAUCCUCAAACGGAUGGGCAAAUGGAACGUGCGCACCAGACUGCG
Chara braunii is the source of this 2474-nucleotide messenger RNA. NCBI's taxonomy places the organism in Eukaryota, Viridiplantae, Streptophyta, Charophyceae, Charales, Characeae. The record is from the annotation of a GenBank genome assembly.